This is a messenger RNA of Sphaerodactylus townsendi, 3050 nucleotides long. It is a transcript of the gene VIPAS39, whose product is annotated as VPS33B interacting protein, apical-basolateral polarity regulator, spe-39 homolog. The transcript is spliced from 23 exons. The record is from RefSeq and is a predicted model, not a curated record. Bases 796 to 2265 code for a protein of 489 amino acids. Gene Ontology annotation, cellular component: cytoplasm. Gene Ontology annotation, biological process: intracellular protein transport; vacuolar transport. Lineage: Eukaryota; Metazoa; Chordata; Lepidosauria; Squamata; Sphaerodactylidae.
GCGAAAGGGCCUUCCGGUUCUUCCCUUCAUGACGCCAGGAUAGCUCGACCUUCACUGAGUCCACCCCUGAAAUGCUCUCGGUUGAGCGGAACCAUAGAGCGUGAGGACAUGAGGACGAAGGCACUUCCGAGCUUUUCAAACGGAAGAAGUUUGAUUCUCCUGCGGACCUUCCGUGACAGAGGCGAAAUAGUCACAGGAAAGAGGACCGAAUUACUACUAACUUGCUUCCCUUAAUUGCUUGCUUGAACGCGUAGUUCAGGAGUCUUCCGAUUUUAUUCCCGGAACGAGGAAGUCUGGUUAUGGCGGGAUUUGUAGUUUUUUAAAUUCAUGCGUACCUUUUAUAGGAAUGGGAAAUUACGGUUUUUGGAAACUACUAAUCCCAGGAUGCUUUUCGAAAGCAGCCGUUGUCCCUGCCUAUGGUCGUUCUUGAGAAGCAGGGGACCUAGCAAUGUAGUUCUGUCCAGAGGAAGGCGAGUACAGCACAGAAUAUGGAUUGGGAGACUGCAUGAUCGGAUACCUGGUAGUUCCCAUUCCUGACGAUCUGCUCUUUUAAGGGAGCUCCUGCCUUAAAGAAACACCCUCAGCCUGGGCAGUGACUGACAGCAUGACUGUAUGGGCUCCAACAAAGGAGUGAGGUGCUUGGAAACAAUAGAGUAAAAACCGAAACAAAGGCUUGGAAAGAGGUGAGAGGACAAAGUGGGAAGUCAGGGAUGUCACAUGACUGGCCAAAGGGAGUGAGGAGGCAGUUCAAGGUCCAGGGAUAUUCCCAAAUCAGGAAACAGCGAAAGUCCCAAGAUGAAUAGAAUGAAGGUUGAUGAGGAAGAAUACUGGCACAGUUCCAAGUGUAAAGCCUUCACUUUUGAUGAUGAAGAUGAUGAGCUCUCUCAGCUGAAGGAAUCUAAGCGAGCAGUAAAUAGCCUGCGAGAUAUCGUAGAUGAUGAAGAUGACCUUGAGAAGUUCAGUUGGAGUGGGGAGCCCGUGGGCAGCAUUUCUUGGUCAAUCAAAGAGACUGCCUCCUCCAUCAGUUCCCCAGAGGGAAGUGACCUAGGCUUGCAAAAGAGCUCUUCCUCCACUGUAUCUUUCCCCAAGCAAGCCUCGUCCUACUCACUAAGCAGCUUUUUCAAAGGAAGAAAUAAGCAUGGGAGUUUUCAGUCACUUUCUGAUGCUCUCACUGACACAGGAUUUAAAAAUUAUGCUCCAGAACUGCGCAGACCAAAAGCAGAUUAUAAGGACUAUGACAGUUUCUGGAGCCCUAAAGAGACAGUAAAGCGGCUGCAAAGAGGCAAGGUCUGUUCACUGGAGAGGUUUCACUCCUUGCAGGAGAAGCUGCUGCUGCUGGACGAAGCUGUUGCAGGGCAUGAUGGCAACGUCAUUACAGCUGUUUUAGUGUUUCUGAAGAAAACCUUGAAGAAAGAGAUUCUGUUCCGAGAGCUGGAGCCGCGGCAGGUGGCCUUGCGCCAUUUUGUACAUUUUCUCAAAGAAACUGAAGACCAGAAGCUUCUCCUGGAUCUGUUGAGGUUCUUGGACAGGAUGGAGGAAGUUGCAUUGACGCAGUACCGUGAGCACCUGACCAUCAAGGAUGCAGAGAAGCGAAAAGAAUUUCUGAAAGGUUGCAUUGGGUUACCAUUUUCCUCAGAAGACUCUGGUCUUGUCCAAGAUCAUUAUACGCUCCUGGAGAGGCAGAUCAUAAUUGAAGCAAAUGACAAGCGUUUAGAAGCAUCUGGACAGACGGAGAUAUUUCGGAAACACCCACGAAAGGCCUCCAUCCUAAAUAUGCCACUGGUCACCACACUCUUCUACUCUUGUGUCUACCACUACACAGAGGCUGAGGGGACAUUCAGCAGCCCAGCAAACCUAAAGAAAACCUUUAAGAUUCCAGACAAACAGUACGUGUUGACAGCUCUGGCUGCUCGUGCCAAACUCAGGGCUUGGCAUGAUGUAGAUGCUCUGUUCACCACUAAGAAUUGGUUGGGCUACACAAAGAAGAAAGCUCCCAUUGGUUUCCAUCGGGUAGUGGAGAUCUUACAGCGGAAUAAUGCCCCUGUGCAGGUCCUACAGGAAUAUGUUCACCUGGUGGAAGAUGUGGAGACGAAGUUGAACCUUGCCAUUAAACACAAGUGCCAUGAUGUUGUUAUAGAUACAUAUAAAGACUUGAAGGACCGCCUUCAGUUGAUGGCAUAUAGAUGUAAAGUCGACCGUGGUUCUCCGGCAGAGGAAAAGAUUGAUAGUAUCCUGAGCAACCCGCAAAUCCGGUGGAAGAAUUGAGAGGUGCUCACGCAUCAUGGAAGAAGCCUUAUUUUGCUGGCACAAUAACGGUCACAAGGCAAAUUGCCAAACCUUGUGUGUUAUUUUGGACCACUGCUUAGUUUCUGUUACCUGGCACUGCCUGGAGAUCCUAGGACAGACAACAGACAAUUUCGGUAUUGGUGUUGGCCAAAAGAAAUGUUCAGCCAGUGGAAUACAUAGCAGAUAGGCUGAAGUGUAGACUGUUUGCAGUCUCAUCUUGACCACGUGAUGGAUAGGAAAACAUUGUAAAAAAGAAAUGGACUUGGUUGAAGAACCUGCUACUUCUGCUUCUUGUGGGCUACUGGUCUGUUCAUCUGAAAAAAAAAAUAAAUCCUUAUGAAAGAAGAGGCAGACCUUCCACCUCAUCCAUAUCUGAAACUUAGGACAGUUGUUGCUUUAAUAGGAAUUAACACUCCGUGCUGAGUUCUCUUCUUGUCUCCAGAAGCACAAAAAUUAACCAAGAAACCUCUGCGCCAAAACUCUCCUGGACUGGAGAGGUGUGCGUGAUGAACCUCACUCAUGUACCCUUCUCCAGGUACUUGUCUUUGAUGACUUGGACUUUCAUCAAGUGAACAUGAAGCUAUUUCCACUUGGGGCCAAUCCAGUAGUAUUACUGAACUUUCCUCCAGUGAGAGCUGAUCAAAUGAACUGGCCCUUGGCACUUCUGCCCUAAGCUGUGCUGCAGGCCUGGAUCUUUGCUCUAGACUUAAUGCUUGUUAAUCCUUCAUAUUCUGUUCCUGUAAAUAAAGCUUUGCCUCCCUGCA